GCUUCUCUGUGUAUAUAACCGGCAGGCGGCCACUGAGCAGUUUCCCUUCCCCGGUAACACCCCACACAGGACGGACCUAUACAGAUACCCUGCGUAUCCCCACAUACCCAGCAGCAGACAUGCCUGGAUACAGCGAUAGAGACCGCGGCCGCGACAGAGGCUAUGGCGGUGGCCCUCGCUUUGGAGGUAGCAGGGGUGGCCCCUCUGGAAAAUUUGGUAACCCUGGUGAAAGGCUCAUGAAAAAGAAAUGGAAUUUGGACGAAUUACCAAAAUUUGAAAAGAACUUCUACCAGGAGCACCCCGACGUGGUCAAACGCACACCGCAAGAAGUUGAGCAAUACAGACGAAGCAAGGAAAUCUCUGUCCGAGGAAUUAACUGCCCCAAACCCAUCCUGCAGUUUCAUGAAGCUAGCUUCCCAGCCAACGUCAUGGAAGUCGUCAAGCGGCAGAACUUCACGGAUCCGACUCCCAUCCAAGGUCAAGGCUGGCCGGUAGCACUCAGCGGGCUGGAUAUGGUUGGUGUUGCUAUGACCGGAUCUGGAAAGACCCUCUCGUACCUUCUCCCUGGAAUCGUUCACAUUAAUCAUCAGCCUUUCCUGCAGCGAGGUGAUGGCCCAAUUCUCCUGGUGCUGGCGCCAACCCGAGAACUGGCUCAGCAAGUACAGCAAGUUGCCGCCGAGUACGGGAGAGCCUGCCGCCUGAAGUCCACCUGCAUUUAUGGGGGAGCUCCCAAAGGGCCACAGAUCAGAGACCUGGAGAGAGGCGUGGAAAUCUGCAUUGCGACUCCCGGCCGCCUCAUCGACUUCUUGGAAGCCGGGAAGACCAACCUGAACAGAUGCACAUACCUGGUCCUCGACGAAGCUGACCGAAUGCUCGACAUGGGCUUUGAGCCUCAGAUCAGGAAGAUAGUUGACCAGAUUCGGCCUGACAGACAGACGCUGAUGUGGAGCGCGACCUGGCCCAAGGAGGUCCGGCAGCUCGCCGAAGACUUCCUCAAAGACUACGUGCACAUUAACAUCGGCGCCCUGGAGCUGAGUGCCAACCACAACAUCCUUCAGAUCGUGGAUGUCUGUAACGACGGGGAAAAAGACGACAAGCUUGUUCGCCUGAUGGAAGAAAUCAUGAGUGAGAAGGAAAACAAGACCAUAGUGUUUGUGGAGACAAAGCGUCGCUGUGACGAUCUGACCCGCAAGCUGAGGCGUGAUGGGUGGCCUGCGAUGGGAAUCCAUGGUGACAAAAGCCAGCAAGAGCGUGAUUGGGUUUUAAAUGAGUUCAAACACGGCAAAUCCCCAAUCCUGAUAGCCACAGACGUUGCUUCCCGAGGCUUAGAUGUGGAAGAUGUGAAAUUUGUCAUCAAUUAUGACUACCCUAACUCCUCCGAGGACUAUAUCCACCGCAUCGGCAGGACGGCCCGCAGUAGUAAGACAGGCACGGCGUACACAUUCUUUACCCCAAACAAUGUGAAGCAAGUGAAUGACCUGGUCUCUGUGCUCCGUGAAGCCAAUCAAGCCAUCAACCCCAAGCUCCUGCAGCUCGUGGAAGAUAGAGGGCGCUUCAGAGGCAGAGGGAUGAAUGACCGGCGAUACUCUUCAGGCAAGCGGGGCGGGUGGGACAGGGAGAAUUACGACCGCGGGUUUGGAAAAAGGGACUUCGGCAACAAGUCCCAGAAUGGCUUCGGAGGACAGUCUUUUGGCAACGGCAGCGCCUACUCAAACGGCUUUAACGCAAGCGCACUGCAAGGAGGCUUCAGAGGCACCGCUCAGACCGGCACCUACCAAAACUAUGACGCCACUCAGCAGUUUGCUGCCACCAUGCAGAAUGGAAUGAACCAGCCAGCAUACACUUACCCGGCUGCCGCCGCAGCUGCCGCACCUUCCAUGUUGGGCUACGCCAUGCCGGGAACGUACCCCCAGUGAGACCGCCGCUCUUUCUUUUUUUUUUUUUUUUUUUUACCCUUGCUGUUUUGUGUUUCCCGAACUAAGUAGUUUAUUUAAGAGUCGUAAGGAUGAGCAGGGAUCUGCUGUGCAGCGGUAACUGGUGCACUUUCACUAUUUAAGUUGACUGUUUCUCUACAUUCCUGACGCAGUUUUAGUUUUUUGUACUAGAAAAUACAGCCAGUGUUUUCACACGUCUAUGUACAGUGAUUUGGAGUACUGUAAAGGAGGCAGUGCAUGGCCUUCAAUAAAGAUCAUUUAACUCAA
Molecule: messenger RNA, 2201 nt
Organism: Spea bombifrons (plains spadefoot toad)
Lineage: Eukaryota; Metazoa; Chordata; Amphibia; Anura; Pelobatidae
Gene: DDX5
Product: DEAD-box helicase 5
Exons: 12
Coding region: 120-1916 (598 amino acids)
Biological process (GO): alternative mRNA splicing, via spliceosome
Cellular component (GO): cytoplasm; ribonucleoprotein complex; nucleus
Molecular function (GO): ATP binding; RNA helicase activity; RNA binding
Source: RefSeq, a predicted model, not a curated record